AUGUGUCAGCACUGACACAAAACUAUAUUACACUUGUCUCGCUCACACACGUGUUGUUCACGACGAGGCACAAAUUAAAUUCGAAUAAUAUUGACAUUGUUUUUGAAAUGCAGCGGUUUAAGGAAAUAUUUGGCAAAAAUAAAUGCAAAAUUAUUGGCAUGAUACAUGUGAACGCGUUGCCAGGCACACCGCGCUAUGCCUACAGAGACUGGGAGAAAACCAUCGAGAAGGCCCAACACGAAGCGGAGCUGUAUAAGCAACACCAAGUGGAUGGAGUACUCAUUGAGAACAUGCAUGACGUGCCUUAUGUGCGGGAUCAGAAAAUUGGCGCCGAAACUGUGGCCUGCAUGACGCGACUCUCGCAAGCGGUGCGCAGGAUUAUUCCACUCAAAAUACCCUGUGGUGUCCAGGUGCUGGCCUGCGGUAAUAAGCAUGCGUUGGCCGUGGCCAAGGCCAGUGAAUUGCAAUUUAUUCGCGCCGAAGGUUAUGUUUUUGGGCACAUUGGUGACGAGGGCUACACGGACUCGUGUGCUGGCGAACUAUUGCGGUAUCGAAAGAAAAUCGAUGCCGAGGAUGUCUUGGUUUUCACCGAUCUCAAAAAGAAACACAGUUCGCAUGCCAUCACAGCUGAUGUUAGCUUACUGGAAACGGCGCAUGCAGCCGAAUUCUUUCUUACUGAUGGCAUUAUAAUCACGGGUACUGCAACAGGUAAGGCUGCAAGUGCCGAGGAUUUGGAUGAGUUGGCGGGCAAACUGAAGGUACCUUUAAUCAUUGGCUCUGGUGUCACAAAAGACAACAUUGAGGAAUACUUUAACAAGGCGGAUGCGGUUAUUAUUGGUUCACACUUUAAGCACAAUGGCAACUGGUUAGAGGACAUUGAUGAGCAGGCUAUAGAGGACUUUAUGCGCAGUAUCUGCAGGCUACGCGACGCGACCGAGUAAUUCGAUAAAAUCAAUUUAAACAUUAAUUUCUAAAGUUCAACAAGUUCGAAUUAAAAAAGCCGGUAUAUGGUGGGAAAAUACAGAGUGACCGGAGCUCCGAUUUAAAAAAUUGCCGUAACUAGGCCAACAUCACCGUUGCUUUGCUCAAUUUAGUAGUUAUCGAUAAUCGGAUAAAUUGACAGUAGAGCGGGAAAAUAAAUUAUAUGUUUGAAAUGAA
Molecule: messenger RNA, 1158 nt
Organism: Drosophila sulfurigaster albostrigata
Lineage: Eukaryota; Metazoa; Arthropoda; Insecta; Diptera; Drosophilidae
Source: RefSeq, a predicted model, not a curated record